AUGAGAGUGACUGUCUCCCCCGAAUCGACGAUCCUGUCGCCAGCACCGACGGAUUCAACGCCGAGCGCCCGUGAAUCUCUCCUGCCCAGCCGAAAGGUGUCCGAUGCGUCCACGAGCAGGGCGUCCAAGUCUUCGGCUGAGGUGACAAGCCCGCCGGCGCUGGGGAAGAGACGCCGCAUCACGGCCAAGGCGCACCUGGCGCCAUCCCCAGACUCUAGCGACAUCGUAUUGAGCAUCCGCGAUCUGCCCGCUUGGACAAUCGGCUUCCCACCUCACCGUCGAGUCAAGGAGGCCCUGCGAGUAUCGCUAUCGUGCGGCGGGAUUGAAGUUGAGUCGGAGAAGGACAUAGACGGGCUGAGGCACGACAGCGGCUUGGACUUUGGCAAGGACCCACGCCUGUCGGAUCUCAUGCCGGCAAGAGGAUGCCACUUCACGUUCAACUUCUGUGCAGCACACGAGCUGCGGGAAGAGCAGCGUAUAGCGCGGCAGAACGACCCCGAGCGGAUCCGGAAACAGCGGCUGCUGAUGCGGUUGAAUCCGAUGAAGCAGACCGAGACCUUCAACGCGCUGACGAUCAUGAGCCGCGAGGGCCUCCCCGAUGGCUUCGGCGGCGUGUAUACGAGACAGGAUCUCGAGUACAUCCGCGACAAACUGAUCAAGUUUGCGCCGCUCGAGUGGAGAACGCAGGAGUGGUAUCGCGACGGCUUGAGGGAGAUGGGCAUUGAUCCCGAUGCCAGCGCCGCCAAGCCACUAGAGACAAACGAACACAGCCCCGCCGUAUCCAGUCGCCGUGACAGCGACAACACCAGCAGUCAAGCACAUCAUGACGACAGGGGUGAAGGCCUCAAACCCCGACCAGCCAUCAGCACGCGCCUGACUUCCUGA
Trichosporon asahii var. asahii CBS 2479 is the source of this 885-nucleotide messenger RNA. RefSeq lists its product as uncharacterized. The transcript is spliced from 2 exons. Lineage: Eukaryota; Fungi; Basidiomycota; Tremellomycetes; Trichosporonales; Trichosporonaceae. The coding region runs from base 1 to 885 and encodes 294 amino acids. The record is from RefSeq and is a predicted model, not a curated record.